Molecule: messenger RNA, 2298 nt
Organism: Candoia aspera
Lineage: Eukaryota; Metazoa; Chordata; Lepidosauria; Squamata; Candoiidae
Product: vomeronasal type-2 receptor 26-like
Exons: 6
Coding region: 1-2298 (765 amino acids)
Biological process (GO): G protein-coupled receptor signaling pathway
Cellular component (GO): plasma membrane
Molecular function (GO): G protein-coupled receptor activity
Source: RefSeq, a predicted model, not a curated record
AUGGAACUCCUCUCCACUCCAAACAGAUUCAUCCCUAACUAUAAGUGCAGUCUCCUGAAUAAUGUGAUAGCAGCCAUUGGGGGACCAAGUUCUAUGGUUUUUCUUGAUAUGGCCACCAUCAUGACACCUUACAAGUUUGUGCAGGUUGCAUAUAGCUCUGUCCCAGAGAUCAGUACCCAAACUCGGUCUCAUUUCUUUUACUUGAUGUUCCCAAAUGCAAACCAUCAAUAUAAAGGACUUCUUCAGCUCUUUUUGCAUUUUGGCUGGACCUGGAUUGGGCUGUUUUACCUUAAUACUGGCAACAUAGCAGAGACUUUGUGGAGGAAUGUUCUUCCCAUGUUUUCCAAAAAAGGUGUCUGUUUUGAAUUUAUGGAAAAAAUACCAAAGGACUUUCUCAGUGAGGAUGAAAAAGCUGUUCAUAGAUCACAUGCAAUUUUAAACACUGUUUUCAAUAGCACAACUAAUAUUGUGUUGCUUCAUGGAGAAUUUCAGAGUAUUUUAAAUUUAAGGUUUAUGUUCAACAUUUUGGAAUUUGGUGAUAUGGCAUAUGAAUCAAAAGUCUGGGUCAUGACAGCAGAUGUUGAUUUCUCAUCUGUUGUCUUUCAGAGAACUUGGGGUGUUAAUUUCAUUCAUGGCACUCUGUCCCUUUCAGUUCAAUCAAAGGAAGUAUCAGGAUUUCAAGAAUUUGUUCGGGUGAGAAACCCAGCUUUGGCUAAAGGAGACAGUUUUUUAACAGAAUUCUGGCAACAGACAUUUAACUGUAUGCUCCCAACGUCUUCUGUAGACGAAGAGGAUGAGAAUAUCUGCACUGGGGAGGAGAAACUUGAGACUCUCCCUAUGACUGUGUUUGAAAUGAGCAUGACUGCCCACAGCUACAGUGUCUACAAUGCUGUCUAUGCAAUUGCUCAUGCUUUGCAUGCCAUAUACUCAUCCCAAGGCCAGCAAAGAUCAGUGAUGAGACAGAAUUUCCUUAGUCAACAGUCAUGGAAGCUCCACCACAUUCUGAGAAGCAUAUCAUUUAAUAACAGUGCUGGAGAGAAGAUUGUUUUUGAUGAAAAUAGGGAAUUAGUUGCAAGAUUUGAUAUUAUAAACUGGAUCACAUUUCCAAACCAGACAUUUCUUAGAGCCAAAGUUGGAGGGAUAGAUCCAGGGGCAGCCUUUGACAAACAUUUGACUUUUUCUGAAGAGAAGAUAAUUUGGCCCAACCGAUUUAAUCAGGAACAACCUCUUUCACUCUGUAAUGAGAAGUGCCAUUUGGGUUACAGGAAGGCCAAGAUUGAAGGGCAAUCGUUUUGUUGCUAUAAUUGCACCCCAUGUCCAGAGGGAAAGAUCUCAGAUCAAAUGGAUAUGGAUGAUUGCUUCCAAUGCCCAGAAGAUCAUUAUCCAAAUAACGACCAGGAUUUAUGCAUGCCAAAGCAUGUAAGUUACCUAUCCUACAAAGAACUGUUGGGGACCACCUUAGCCACAUCAGCUCUUCUACUUUCUUUUACCACAAUAUUGGUGCUCGGAAUCUUCCUGAAGUACCAUGACACUCCCAUCAUCAAGGCAAAUAACCGAGGUAUCUCCUAUGUCCUCCUUAUCUCCCUCCUCCUCUCCUUUCUUUGUUCUCUACUUUUCAUUGGUCGACCCAUGAAGGUGACCUGUCUCCUUCGACAAACUGCUUUCGGUAUCAUUUUUUCAAUGGCAGUUUCCUGUAUGUUAGCCAAAACCAUCACUGUCAUUCUAGCUUUCAUGGCCACCAAGCCAGGAUCAAGGAUGAGGACAUGGCUUGGGAAACAACUGUCCCUUUUUAUUGUUCUUUUCUGUUCUUUCCUUCAAAGUAUUCUUUGUGCUGUGUGGCUUGGAACUUCUCCCCCCUUCCCAGAUUUUGAUAUGCACUCCAUAAUCAGUGAAACAAUUGUUGAAUGUAAUGAAGGAUCAGUUCCAAUGUUUUAUUCUGUUUUAAGUUUUAUGAGCUUCCUGGCCCUGGUUAGUUUUAUUGUAGCUUUCCUAGCUAGGAAGCUACCAGACACUUUCCAGGAAACUAAAUCAAUCACAUUCAGCAUGUUGUUGUUUUGCAGUGUCUGGUUGUCUUUUGUCCCUGCCUACAUGAGUACCAAAGGCAAAUACAUGGUGGCUGUGGAGAUCUUCUCCAUCUUGGCCUCCAGUGCUGGGCUCCUGUCUUGUGUCUUUUUCCCCAAAUGCUACAUCAUCAUGAUGAGGCCUGAUCUCAACAGAAGGGAGCAUUUAGAAGAGUCGGAAGCGACUAAACGAAUAAACAACAACAACAUGAGUAGUUUGGGAGAUCAUGGAGUUUGA